AUGUCCAACUCCAACGUCACGGUGUGUGUGCGAUUCAGGCCGCUCGGCCACAAGGAGAGGAAGGGGAACGAUGACAAGGUCUGCUUCAAGAAACUGGACUCGGAGUCUUUUGUUUUCAAGGAUGAGCGGGACGAAGAUGUCAUAUUCAGCUUUGACAAGGUGUUCUAUGACGACUCGGAACAGUCUGAUGUCUAUAAUUUCCUGGCAAUGCCCAUUGUUACAGAUGCUGUCAACGGAAUAAAUGGCACCAUAAUUACUUAUGGACAGACUGGAGCUGGAAAAACUUAUAGCAUGGAGGGGCCAAGCAUCUUGCACUGCAAUGAGCUGAAAACUGGACUGGUUCAGCGAGUUGUAAAUGGUCUUUUUGAUUGUUUAAGAACAUCAGAAAACAUUACUACUUGGACUGUGAAGUUGUCAAUGGUGGAGAUAUAUUUGGAAAAAGUAAGGGACCUUCUUGACUUGUCCAAGGACAAUCUACAAAUCAAGGAGAGUAAAAGCCAAGGGAUUUUCAUUUCUGGGGCAACAGAGAUAUCUAUUAUGAAUGGUUCAGAUGCCUUGGAACGCCUUUCUCAUGGGUCCACUACAGAUGAGAGGGUAAGGACUGGGAAGAUUAUUCUAGUGGACUUAGCUGGUUCAGAGAAAGUUGAGAAAACUGGUGCUGAAGGGCGUGUUCUUGAUGAGGCUAAAAUGAUCAACAAAUCUCUUUCAGCUCUUGGGAAUGUUAUCAAUGCCCUAACUACGGCUAAACCAAAUCAUGUGCCUUACCGUGACUCGAAGCUUACACGCAUACUUCAAGAUUCACUGUUUAUCAUGAGUUUAUGGCAAUAUCCAUCCAGGACGAAGCUCAUAAAAACUCUACACAAACUGAUUCCUACCGAAUUGGAUAGCACUAUGAAGCACACCCCAUAUUCUCGUGAUCAAGAUGAUCUGCGUGACGGAACCCUGAGCAAGGCUGGUAGCAGCCAAUCUGAGGCGUCCUAUCCCAGCCUUGAUUCUGGCGAUCAUGAUGGUCUGCGUGAAAGGCUACUGAGCAAGCUAAGGUUGAGCCUGAAGGAGGGAGACGUUGACCUGCUGGAGGAGCUGUUUGUGCUGGAAGGGAUCAUCUUCGAUCCCGACUCGGUGGUGCUGAACAUCGACUCAGCGUGCCACGACGAUGCGGGCCGGCAGGUCGCGUCGCUAGUGCAAGCAGUGGAGGAACUCACAGAAACUGUGCAAGAGCUCACUGACGAGAACGAGACGCUGAGGCAUCAGCUCGAGGUCGCACAGGAGAUCGCAGCCCGGGUUCAGUGCGCCGCCACAGACCGGAGCGGUGGUUUGCUGUUCGGUUUUGUGCCGGCAGCGGUCCUCCGUCUCGUCGGGUUCAUGCCAGACUGAUGGCACGACGGCCAGCGUCGCGUACAUUCCGCGAACAUUCCUGCCAUCAAACAUCUUAGCUAAUA
Molecule: messenger RNA, 1439 nt
Organism: Lolium rigidum
Lineage: Eukaryota; Viridiplantae; Streptophyta; Magnoliopsida; Poales; Poaceae
Product: kinesin-like protein KIN-1
Exons: 14
Coding region: 1-1374 (457 amino acids)
Biological process (GO): microtubule-based movement
Molecular function (GO): microtubule motor activity; ATP binding; microtubule binding
Source: RefSeq, a predicted model, not a curated record